CCUCCUCGCGCAGAGGAGAUCACGAUCCCGGCUGACGUCACGCCGGAGAAGGUCCCCACGCACAUAGUGGACUACUCAGAGUCGGAGCAGACGGAGGAUGAGCUGCAGGAGGAGAUCACUAAGGNNAACGUGGUCUGCGUGGUGUACGAUGUCACCAAGGAGGCCACGAUCGAAAAGAUUCGCACAAAGUGGAUCCCCAUGGUGAACGGAGGAGUUGAAAAAGGCUCCAGGAUCCCUAUUAUUUUAGUGGGAAACAAGUCUGACCUGCAGGUGGGGAGCUCUAUGGACGUCAUCCUGCCCAUCAUGAACCAGUUCUCAGAGAUCGAGACCUGCGUGGAGUGCUCUGCCAAGAACCUCAAGAACAUCUCUGAGCUCUUCUACUACGCCCAGAAAGCUGUGCUGCACCCCACAGCCCCCCUCUAUGACCCAGAGGAGAAGCAGCUGAAACCUGCAUGUGCACGAGCGCUGACCCGGAUCUUCAACCUCUCGGACCAGGAUAACAACCAGAUCCUUAGUGAUGAUGAACUCAACUACUUCCAGAAGUCCUGUUUUGGAAACCCGCUGGCUCCCCAGGCCCUGGAGGACGUGAAGAUGGUUGUGUGGAAGAACACCACGGAUGGGGUGCAGGACAACGGCCUGACGUUGAACGGCUUCCUCUUCCUCAACACGCUCUUCAUCCAGAGGGGCCGGCACGAGACCACCUGGACCAUCCUUCGCCGCUUUGGGUACGACGACGAGCUGGAGCUGACGGAUGACUAUCUCUACCCGCAGUUCCGCCUUCCCCCCGGCUGCUCCACGGAGCUCAACCACUUGGGCUACCAGUUCCUGCAGCGGCUGUUUGAGAAGCACGACAAGGACCAGGACGGAGCCCUCUCCCCCACAGAGCUGCAGAACUUCUUCAGCGUCUUCCCCUGCGUGCCCUGGGGCCCUGAGCUCUACAACACGGUAUGCACCACUGAUAAAGGCCUGCUUUCCCUGCAUGGAUUCCUCUGCCAGUGGACGCUCGUGGCUUACCUGGAUGUGCGGCACUGCCUGGAGUGCCUGGGCUACCUGGGCUACCCCAUCCUCUCGGAGCAGGACUCCCAGACACAAGCCCUCACGGUGACCCGGGAGAAGAGGAUCGACCUGGAGAAAGGCCAGACCCAGAGAAACGUCUUCCUCUGCAAGGUGCUGGGAGCCAGGGGCGCAGGCAAGUCCGCCUUCCUGCAGGCCUUCCUCGGCAGGAGCCUCGCGGCCCAGAGGGAGAACCCAGGAGACCCAUCCCUCUACACGAUCAACACGGUGCAGGUCAACGGCCAGGAGAAGUACCUUAUACUGUAUGAGGUCAGCGCCGACAUGAAGUUCGUGAAGCCGUCGGACGCAGCCUGCGAUGUCGCCUGCUUCAUCUAUGACCUGAGCGACCCCAGAUCCUUCAGCUACUGUGCCAGUAUCUAUAAGCAACACUACAUGGACAGCCAGAUCCCCUGCGUCUUCGUGGCCUCCAAGACAGACCUGCCAGAAGCGAGUCAGCAGCCCGGGCUCUCCCCUGCCGAGUUCUGCUACAAGCAUUGCCUCCCACCGCCCUUCCUCUUCUCCUGCCACGGCCAGGGUCCACCCAGCACCACCGUCUACACCAAGCUGGCCACCGCCGCCACCUUCCCGUUA
Molecule: messenger RNA, 1644 nt
Organism: Pygoscelis adeliae (Adelie penguin)
Lineage: Eukaryota; Metazoa; Chordata; Aves; Sphenisciformes; Spheniscidae
Gene: RHOT2
Product: ras homolog family member T2
Exons: 16
Molecular function (GO): GTP binding; calcium ion binding; GTPase activity
Source: RefSeq, a predicted model, not a curated record